This is a messenger RNA of Blepharisma stoltei, 1299 nucleotides long. Lineage: Eukaryota; Ciliophora; Heterotrichea; Heterotrichida; Blepharismidae. The record is from the annotation of a GenBank genome assembly.
AUGCUAAAAUUUUAUCUACUUAUUUGGCUAGCCCUCGCUUCAAGCUCAAUUUAUCAGCCUGAACAAAUCCAUCUCUCCUGAACUGAGCACGAAAAUGAAAUGCGCGUUACUUGAAUAACCUAUCUUCAGCUUGACUCAUCAGUCAAAUAUCGCCCCCUUCUCUGCUCAAAUAUACUUUCAGACUGGCUCACUGUGCCUUCCUCUAUCCAAGGUUUUAAUGCAGGAGAAAUCAUAUACCGUCUCCAAUACAUAUACACCUCGGUAAUUCCAAACCUAAGACCAGACUGUUUUUAUGAAUAUUAUAUUACCAAUCCGAUGGCACAAAGCAAAGUCUAUAUGUUUAGUGGGAGAACUCCAAAUUCUUCGCUCCCCAAUAAGGACUCUCAAAAUCUUUUAUCAAUGAUUAUUUAUGGAGAUUUAGGGAUAGGAAAAAAUUCAAAACAUGUAAAAAAUAGACUGAGUCAGGAAAUAAAAAUUAGAAGCUUUUUAGGAAUACUUCAUAUAGGAGAUAUUGCAUAUGAUAUGGACCAAGAUGAUGGCAUGGUCGGAGAUAGAUUUUUGAACUCUGUCCAAGACAUAGCAGCUAAUUUUGCAUAUAUGGUAACGCCCGGGAAUCAUGAAAUUAGGCAUAACAUGACACAUUAUAGGACAAGAUUUAAAAUGCCUUUGAAUGAUGCAAAUAAUGGGACAAACUGGUUUUAUUCUUUUAAUUUAGGAGCUGCACACUUUAUUAUAAUAAAUACUGAAUUGUACAUUUAUGAUCACCCAGAGCAAAUUUUAACACAAUUUAACUGACUGAAGCAAGACUUAGAAUAUGCAAAUAAAAACCGAGACACUUGGCCUUGGAUUUUUGUGCUUACCCAUCAUCCUCUAUAUUGUUCUCUAAUGACAGUUGCUCAAUGCACACAUGAAGCUGAGCUAUUAAGAUCGUCUUUAGAGGAUUUGUGAUAUGAAUAUGCAGUUGAUAUAAUGUUCGAAGCCCAUAAUCAUUAUUAUGAGAGAUGCACACCAAUUUAUAAGAAUGCUCCGAUAAAGAGUGAGUAUGAUGAUUUCAAUACUCAUUACAAUGCAAAUGCAACUCUGUAUAUAAUUACUGGAAAUGGAGGAAAUAAUGAAGGGCAUAAUGACCCAGUCCCAGAAGUCUGGCAGGAAUGAACAUUAUUUAUGACUGAAGAAUAUGGGUAUGGAAAGUUAGAAGUUUUUAAUAAAACACAUAUGCGCUGGAUACAAUAUGGAGCAGUAAGUGGAAGGGAGAUAGACCAUGUGUGACUUAUUAAAGAUAGAACGAGAUUUAAUUAG